Chaetomium strumarium is the source of this 1401-nucleotide messenger RNA. RefSeq lists its product as uncharacterized. The transcript has a single exon. The record is from RefSeq and is a predicted model, not a curated record. The coding region runs from base 1 to 1401 and encodes 466 amino acids. NCBI's taxonomy places the organism in Eukaryota, Fungi, Ascomycota, Sordariomycetes, Sordariales, Chaetomiaceae.
AUGUCCACAACGCAGCUGAAGCGACACGGCCAUGGCGUUAGGUCGUCGACUCCGAGCCCUCCGAGGGCUGACAAGACGCCCGCACGACCGAUGAACGCCUCUACGCCAGUGCAGAUUCCGGUAAGACCGAAGUCUCGAGACGCGGCACACCCACAGAAGGCUCAUCGCAGCCACGGAGACCGGAAAAGUCAUUCCUCGGCGCGGCGCCUAAGAGACACGCACUCUCCAGAUGCCAUCCCUCCCUCGGUCGCCGCGCUGCUGGCCAUCACCAACAUUCCUCCGCCGAAAGGCGGGCGGAGCAUGCGGCAGACCAGAACAGAAAAGAGGAUGACGGUGGAGUCGAUCAUCGAGCGGGCGCAGGAAUCCGAGAAGGAGCUGAGUUUGAAGCUUAGCAAGGGCCCGAUGGAUAUUCUUUUGAUGGCGCCCGAGGACCUCGAGGCCGACGAUACCUCGACCUGCGGCAGCGGUCCAGGUUCUUUCCUGUCGGCACGGACGAUUUCGCUGGAUUCCAUGCCAUCGUUGAGCAACUCGUUCACCACCGCCACCCUCUCAUCAUUCGAAUCGCCCCGGACGCCGCCCAGGAGGCGGAAGAUUCAGCCCACUCGACGCUCGCUGGAACCUGUUUCGUCACCGCCUGGGGAACUGGAGAAUCACCCUCUGUCCUCUCCCGAGAUUGAAGUCGACGAGCUAGAUUUUAGAGUGUUUGGGAGUAAAGACGAGGCUCCGGAUAAGAAGAGCUCGAGGCUACCUUUUAGACCGCUCAAAUCGGCCUUCAAGUCGAAUCUGACGGCAUCGUUACGGGCCUUGCGCCAGGCCGCGCGCUCGUUUUCCAAUCUGAACUUUUCGUCGAUUCCACCAGAGGAUUUCCUCACGAGGUCGAUCUUGACGAUAGAUCCUCAGGUUCCGUAUACCGACGAGCGCAGACCACCUCCGCUAGAGGAAGAACCAACAGCUGCCUUACGGCGCUACCUGAACCCUACGACGACGGCCCGCCUUGAGAAGCCCCAGACCGUCUCGUCUGGCCCCGUAUUACGAUCCUUUACGGCCUCUAUCCAGAUGCAAACAUACAAAGUCCAUCGGCCCCGCAGUGCACCCGCUUCUUCGGACCGUGGCCCUUAUCCUUCGGUAGGGCCCUCCUCAACACCGCAAUCAUCGGAAUCUUCGCAGCCGAAACCGGUGACGGAGUACCCCACGCCGGGGCCAAGGCAGCGUGAAAUGCGCGAGAACCCCGAUUUCAUCAGGAUCGCCGUCAUGGAGAUGGCCAUGCGGAAGAGCGGCAAACUCAGCUCAAAGCGGCCGGGUAGGGCUCGUUGGGCGCUCCCACCGAGAAAACCCAGCACAAGGCCAUAUGUGAUCGGGCCCGACGGAGUCCCUGCCCGAUGGGUAUCAGUAACUCACUGA